Molecule: messenger RNA, 649 nt
Organism: Zymoseptoria tritici IPO323
Lineage: Eukaryota; Fungi; Ascomycota; Dothideomycetes; Mycosphaerellales; Mycosphaerellaceae
Exons: 2
Coding region: 68-532 (154 amino acids)
Source: RefSeq, a predicted model, not a curated record
CAACUCAACAACUACAACGAAUCCGCUCUUCCAAUCCAUUCCAUCAACCAUACUCCAAAACGCCAAUAUGCAGUUCACAACUCUGUCCAUCUUCACGACCCUCACGGCCCUCGCCGCCGCCCGUGACUCCUUCUGGCACGUCACCGACAUGCAGGCCAACUGCCGCGACGAGGCCACCUCCCAGGAGUGCUUUUACCUCUUCAACAUCCACGGCGCCAAGGACGGCAAACUCCCCGGCUUCGAAGCUCAAUGCCGGACGCAGUCCCUCCCGGGCGACAGGAACAAGCGCACGUGCUACAUCCAGCCCGGGCACGCCGACCAGGUCGUGCAGGAGGUGUCUGCUUACCUCAAGUUCGACCCGCGCCACGACAACACGGAGGACAAUGAGUUGUAUGUGGAGCUGAAGUUCACGUCUGGGGACAGCAACGAGGUUCAGACUUGGCAGGCCAACAGGAUCACGACCUACGACAACUUCGUCACCACGAAGGACUUCGAUCUCAUCCCCACGUACCACUACGGUACCAAGAAGUAGAGAGAGUGGAAAGAUUGGCGGGACGUGCAAGGGGGAUGACUGGGCGGUGGCACGAGACGUGGUUUUUUUUUGUGUCGCGGAGGCAAUGUGUCCGUUCUGUUAAAAGGCGUCACAUCG